Camarhynchus parvulus is the source of this 6355-nucleotide messenger RNA. It is a transcript of the gene AKNA, whose product is annotated as AT-hook transcription factor. Gene Ontology annotation, cellular component: centrosome. Gene Ontology annotation, biological process: epithelial to mesenchymal transition; neuroblast delamination; neuroblast division in subventricular zone. Lineage: Eukaryota; Metazoa; Chordata; Aves; Passeriformes; Thraupidae. The record is from RefSeq and is a predicted model, not a curated record. Bases 255 to 4214 code for a protein of 1319 amino acids. The transcript is spliced from 22 exons.
CUGGCGCCGCGGGCCGCGCUUUUGUCCGGCGGGGCCGGGCCGGGCUGGAUCGGGACCGGGACUGGGAGCCGGACCGGGAUCGGGAUCAGAACCGGGAUCGGAACCGGAGCCGCCCAGCGCCGGCCGAGGAGGCGCCGGCCGGGCCCUCCCUACAGGACGCGGCGGCGAUGCUGUGACCUACAUUCGCGACAAGGAGGUCCCCAGCCCGCCGCCGCCGCCGCCGCCGGGCCAUGAAGCGACACAAGUGAGGGGCCAUGGCCAGCCCGGCACCAUGGCUGCGCUGGACACAAACAGAGCUGACGCGCUGGCACGGCGAGCAGGAGGAGGAGGAGGAGGAGGAGGAGGAGGAAGAAGACGACUUUGAAAGGCGGAUGGACGAGGAUGGGGUCAUCGGCCUGGGGGAGGGUGCCAGGAGCCCCCCGUGGGGUGGCAGUGAGGAGCUGGAGGAGGGGUCCCCGGCACAGGAGGGGCGAUGGCACCCGCGGCAGGAGCCGGCCGAGGAGGAUGAGGAGCGGGGCAGCUCCAGGGGGGACGAGGGGCCCUGGGGGGCAGAGAGCGAUGGGGACCCCGAGCUGUCCUCUGGGGGCUGCUGGGGCUCGGGCUCCAGCGGCAGCCCCGAGGCCAUGAGGGCCGGCCGGGCUCUGUGCCAGCCCCGGGGCUGCAGCACGGACGGGGGGGACACCUCAGGGCUCUCGGACACCAGUCCUGGCCCCGGCACCCCGUCCCGCCAGCUCCGGGGCUGGGGCACGGCCAGGGACACCAUCGGGGGGCACAGGCAGGAGUGGAGCCCGAGACGGAGCCUCCCCCUGCAGCUCUCCCCCGAUGGCCCCAGCCCCGAGCGUGUCCCCGAGCCCCAGAGAGCUGGCACAGGGAUGGCACCUGCUGGCUCGGCACCCAGCGGGCAGCCCCAGGGCGCCGGCAAUGCCGCGGCACCCCAAGGGCACGGCAGAUCCCGAGUGCCCAAGAAAGCAGCGCCCGCCGUGGUGCCCCCCAAGGCCGCCCGGCAGUCGCGGUCCCUGAGCCCCCGGCGGCGAACGGGUGCCAAGGGGACAAAGGAUCCCUCGGGAACGGGCACCGAGGGCACGCAGUACGGCCGAGGGCGCCUCAACCACCCCCUGCCCGACCUGUCCAAGGUGGAGGCGCGGGUGAAGUUCGACCAGAGCUACCGCCCGCCCCGGGGCCGGGUGCUGCCCGCCCGCCCCCGCGGCCCCAUCGGCUUCAAAUCCCCGGCCGAGAUCGUCCGGGAGGUGCUGCUGAGCAGCGGGGAGGGGGCGUCCCCGCAGCCCCCCAGCACGGCCGGGCUGCCGCAGGAGUUCAGGUCCCCCAGACAAGCCACGGCGCUGGUGCAGCAGCUCCAGGACGACUACCACAAGCUGCUGACCAAGUACGCCGAGGCUGAGAACACCAUCGACCAGCUGCGCCUGGGCGCCAGGGUGAGCCUGUUCUCCGACCCGCCACAGCCCAGCCGCAGCCUCGCCGUGGGCACCGUGGCCAGCGGGAGCCGAGUGAUGACCCUGAGCAUCCCGCAGGCACGGACAGCGGCUCUGGGCAUGGCCACAGCCCCGGCCACAGCCCCGGCCUCGCCAGCUGCAGCUGCAGCCCCGGGACUGUCACAGCGGGGGGGUUCACCCCAGCCUCGAUCCCCUCCCCUCCCCGGGGGGGCUGCCCCAGCUGCCCCGGGCCGUGCUGCUGCCCCGGCCCGCGGCUCACCCGGGCCCUGGCGGGGCAGAGCCGCCGGCUGCAGGCACAGGUGGAAUCCUUCGAAAGCUGGGUGCGUGCAGGGACCCCCACAGCCUCGGAACAGCUCCAGGUGCGUCAGCCCCUUCCCCGACCCCAGCCUGGGGAGGAUGAGGAUGCUGAAGGACGCGCAGGAUGCGCUGGAGCGGGAAUACCUGCGGGGCCGGCAGCAACUCCCGGCGGCUGCGGGGGGGUUUGAUCCUGAUCGGGCAGUGGAAGGGGAGAUUUACCGCCUGGGGCUGCGCCUGGAGGGGCUGAAGGAGCGGCUGGAGCCGGGGGGCAGGCGGCAGUCCCUCCCUCAGCCCCCCCCGCAGCCCCCCCCGCAGCCCCGCUGCCCCCCAGCCCCGUCCCCACCGCCGGCCGCCCUCUCCCCACGCCCCGAGAGCCCUGCGCUGGUGGAGGAUCCUCGGGGGACAGCAGGGGACAGCGAGGGGGUGGCAGAGGGGCUGUCCUGGCCCCUCUGGCACAAGCAGCGCCAAGUGGAGGAGGAUUUUGGGGACCUGCUGGAGCAGUACAAGCACUUCAAGUCCUUGCCGGAGUCUCUGAGCCUGGAGCGGCUGAGCCUGGCAGGGAGCCAGUCCCAGGAGGAGGUGGAUGCACCCACGGCAGGGGACAGUGGCCCCAGCAAGGUCCCCUGCAGGACACGGUCACUCGAGGAGGAGCCCAACCUCGAGCCCUUGCCCUUGCACUUCCCUCAGAGAAGAGCUGCGACGCUUUCCCCCAGAGGACCCCCAAACCUGGAGGAGACACGGGGCCACCCCUCCCCUGCCCCUGCUGAGGAGUCACCAGCCUCUGCCAAGCCUUCCCUGGGAGUCCCUGGGCCACCACGGGUGUCCCUGUCCCUCACUGGGACAGGCAGCGGUGCCACCCAACCCAGGCCCCGCAAGGAGCAGCGCAUCGUGUCCCCAGAGACCGACAGCGGCUUCGUGGGCUCGGAGGCCAGCAGGGUGUCACCCCCCGUGCACACCCCCGAGCACCAUCCCCCCGGCCCCGGGGCUCCGGGCUCGCUGGGACCUUCUGUCCCCAUCCCCAGCAGCCUCCAUACCCCACGGGAGAGAGAGACAACCCUGCUUCCCUCCGAGACAGCACUGAUGGGCAUCUACCCCUUGGGGGGCACAGGGGGGCCCCGGCUGCCCCCCAGCAGCCCCUCUCAGAGCAGCUCCCCCCCUCGCUGGGCUGAGGGCAGCGAGGUGGGACCCGACCCCGACGCUGAUGAUGGCACUCACACGGACUCGGAGGUGGGAGCCAGGAGCUGUGCCAGCACCAGUGGUCACCCCCCAGCCGUGGCCAGGAGCCCAACCAGCCCCCUGCCCUCCCCCGAAACGCCAUCCCCCACCCUCCUGUCCCCCGACCUGCCGUCCCUCGACCCGGCUCACUGUGACCUGCUGGGCUCCCGUCUGCACCGCGACCGGGCCAUCCGGGCGCUGCAGGACGAGGUGUGGCGGCUGCAGCGGAGGCUGGAGGCGAGCCUGUGCCACUCCCGCAGCUAUCCCGGGGGAAAAGCCGCUCCCCGUGUCACCCCGGCCAGGGGGCAGCCAGUGGCCAGCGCACCAUCGGCCCCGCAGGACGCGGCACCCUCGGGGGAGCCGAGCCCCCCGGUGCGGGGCAGGGCGGCCCCCGGGGUCACACCCGUGCGGAGGGGGAGGUCGGCAUCGCUGCCACGGGACAAGCCCGAGCUGGACCUCGGUCUGGAGCUGGGUCCCAGCGGAUGCCACCCCCCUUCCCUGUCGUCCACCGCAGCCUCCGAGUCAGAGCCCGGGCCCCGGGCACCCCCUGCCCUGCGGAAGCACCUUGGGAAGCCCCCGGGGGCGGUGACAUUCCGGGGACAGCACGCAGGGACACGGUACCAGGCGGGGACACCACGUGCCACCCCGGCACCCCGAGAAGAGCCGGGCACCUCGGGGUGUCCCCAAUGUCACAGGGGCAGGAUGGCAUCAGCUGCAUCUGGGGGAGGUGACACCCCCCGGCAGCCCCAGCACAGCACCCCCAGGAGAAUGUCCUGCCCCACCUGCCGGGCGCCCACGGGCAGCAGGGACACAGCCACACACGCAGAGCGUGUCCCUGGUGGCUCCUGUCCCCCAGGUCCCCACGCUGGAGCUGAGAAGCCGGAGCAACCUGGAAUUUGGUACUUGGCAGCCCCCCCUGCUGCCACCGUCUGCCUGGCACCCGUCCCCCUCGUGCCUUAUGUGCCCUCCAUGCUCUACUGCUCCCCAGCAGUUCCUACCUCAGCCCCAGCCCUGGCCGGGGUCCCCCUCGCUGUCCCUGCGGGUCCCCGGCGGGCAGAGCGUCCCCCGCGGCCCCAGGGCCACCAGCGCUGCCUGAGCCUGGAGCUGGAGGAGCUGGAGGAGCUGAACUGGUGCCUGGGCCGGGCUGUGGAGGCUGCCCAGAGCGCCAGGCUGAGCUCCAGCCGCAUCAGCCGGGCCCUGGCCGCCGAGCUGGGCCGGCCGCGGGGCCUGCGCGGCUCCUGCCUCUUCUGAGGGCCCUGCUGGCACCUGCAGGGCCUCUGUGACACCAGGAGAGGGGGAUGGACCCCUCAGCAUCCCUCACUGUGUGCUCCCUGCCAAACAUGGGGGCAGCAGGGAUGGAGGUGCCUCCAGAGUCUCUGUGCUACCAAGAGAGGCGGAUGGGCCCCUCAGCGUCCCUCACUGUGUGCUCCCUGUCAAACAUGGGGGCGGAGGUGCCUCCAGGCCCUCCAUGCCACCAGGAGAGGAGGAUGGACCCCUCAGCGUCCCUCGCUGCAUGCUCCAUACCAAACCUGGGGCCAGCAGGGCUGGAGGCACCUUCAGGCCCUCCAUGCCACCAGGAGAGGAGGAUGGGCCCCUCAGUGUCCCUGCACUGUGUGCUCCCUGUCAAACAUGGGGGCAGAGGUGCCUUCAGGCCCUCCAUGCCACCAGGAGAGGAGGAUGGGCCCCUCGUUGUCCCUCACUGUGUGCUCCCUGCCAAACCUGGGGCAGCAGGAUCAGAGGGACUUCAGGGGGUCCUGCCCUGGCUCCCACCCCCUUCCCACCCUCCCUGCAGUCCCUGCAUGGCCUGUCCGUCUGUCUGUCCGUCUCCAGGACCCCCAGGCUGCAGGAGGGGGGUGAAGGCAUGGGCAGAAGUCUCCAGCAUUGCACAGCCCCAUCCCCUGGGAGCAGCGGGGUGUCCCCCCAGGGCCGUGGCCACCCCACCCUGAGCACUUCUGGGGGUGCUCUGACCUCGUGUGGGUCGAGCCCCCUUGGCAGCUGUGUUUACCUCUGUGCCUGUGUGGGCAGAAUUCCCUGGCAUUCCCUGGCAUUCCCUAUUCCACCCCUUUCCAGGCCUCCUCAAGGGGCUCUGCCCUCUGCCCUUGGACUUGAACCCAGCAGGAUCCUCCCUGGGGAAAUUUAUUUUUAUUUUGUUGGUUUUUAUGUGAAUUUUUUAGCUAGUAAGCAGCUAAAUCGCUCUUUGGAGUGUUGAUUGAUGAUCUAUAAUGUGUGUGUGUGAUAUAUGUGUAUCUAUAAAUGGAUAUAUCUAGAUAGGCAUAUCGAUAUUUAGUUUUAUGUCUAUAUCUAGAGCGACAGAUAUAAAUAGAUCUGUGUAUGUCCAGAUCUGUAUCUGGUUCUAUAGAUAUAUCUUUCUACAGAUACAUAUAUAUAUAAAUAUUCUGGUUUGCAUUUCCAGCACAACCCUUAGGGCAUUUGUGGGGUUUUUUCCCUGGAUGUGGCCACCCACAACAUCAUCCAGACAGAAAAUAAAAUGAAGGAUUUGAGGUUUUCCCCCUGAGCUCCUCAGGGAAGCUGGGCUGGUGGAGGAGAAGUCACCUGAGACCAAAGUAGAUGUGGGGCUGUGGAGCCCCUGGUCCCCCCAGCUGGGUUUCUAAGGAGUUAAUUCCUGUUUUUUAGGGAAAAGGAUGUGGUUGGGGCAGCUUUUCCAGGGAUGGGUCCAGCCAAACCCUCUGCUCCACCCCCAGCACCUCAGCCUGUGUUUAUCUGUAGGACCUACCUGAAGUGCCAGUGUCAAAUGUAUUUAUUUUUCUUUUAUUUGUUGUACAAAUACCCACAUUUGGAGGGGGGGGGAUCAGUGAGGGACUCGGGUCUGGAGCCUUCCAAGCUCCCCCUGAGCCUGAUCCUGACAUGAGCCCAGAGGGGUUGGGAAUGGGGCUGUCCCUUCCUCCUUUUUUGGGCCAAGAGGGCUGGGUUUGGGGGAUUUAAAAGAGGUUUGGGGGAUUUGAAAGAGGUUUGGGGAAUUUAAAAGAGGUUUUAUGUGUCUCUGGUUGCCUCUGCUCAUGCUCCUGCCCCAAGCUGGAAGCUGUGACUCCCCCAGCCCAGGCAGGGCGUGAUAGAAACAUGUGGAAAGUGUGGUUGAUUAUUCCAAACGUAGUAACCAGGACCAAAUGUUGUAUUUUUUCCUUUAUCCCCUAUUUUUUAACGCCCAGCAGAGCCACUGGGGUGGUAUUUUGUACGAAGAAAUUGCCUAUUUUUGAAGGAAAUAAAUGCAGUUGGAUGACUCGUGUGCUGAUUUUCCUUCCCAAAGCCACUCCUAGGGGGAGGUUUGGCAUCACCACACAGCCCUCCCUUGGGGUUGGAGGGAAUAUUUUCCCAUGCCUUUUCCCUGUUUUCCUGGCCCUGAGGGAGCAGCAGAGCACAGCCCCAGUUGCACU